Molecule: messenger RNA, 821 nt
Organism: Anguilla anguilla (European eel)
Lineage: Eukaryota; Metazoa; Chordata; Actinopteri; Anguilliformes; Anguillidae
Gene: mis18a
Product: MIS18 kinetochore protein A
Exons: 5
Coding region: 99-692 (197 amino acids)
Biological process (GO): chromosome segregation; CENP-A containing chromatin assembly
Cellular component (GO): chromosome, centromeric region; nucleus; chromatin
Source: RefSeq, a predicted model, not a curated record
GUGGGGUGAUCACGGAAUUGAAUGCUGUUUGUGCGCAGAGUGUAGGUGACGUUUUCCGUUUUGAAAGCGCCGCGCUCUGUUUUGAAUUCAGAAAAGCAAUGGCGGGGAGAGGAAAAAUGGGUUUGAGAAAUAUCACGUUUAUCACAGAAACUGUAACCGAUGAAGAGUCGUCCCUAGGACAAAACGGAUUCAGUUACAAACAGGUCGAAGAGGAAGAUACCGAUGCGCCCGUAGUGUUUCAGUGCGGUCGUUGCAAACUCCCUGUAGGGGACUCGCUGUCGUGGGUCGGAAGUGAAGACGACCAAAACCAAAUAUUGCUGAAACGUGUCACUGAAAACGUCGUUGUUGGCAGCGAACCCUUUGUCUCGCGGACUCAGACGGAAUUGGGCUGCCUCAUUGUCAACCUUUCCUGCCUCGGCUGUUCCUCGCCUCUGGGUAGAGUUUACACGUCAACGCCGAGGAACUUGGAUUACAAGAGGUCCCUGUUCUGCCUCAGCGUUGAAAACGUGGACUGCUUCGUGCUUGGUUCCUCAACACAGAAAUAUCUAGAGGACGCGCAGGACGAGCCCGUUACAUUAGAAUACCGAGCGAAUGUCGACAUGGAGAUCGGAAAGAUCAAAGCUCUCGCCGUGUCUAUGGCCCAGAGGCUCCUUGAAAUAGAAGCAAAACUCCAGAACAGUGAGAAAAAGUAAAAAUUCUCCGACUCUAGAACUCAUGGGUCACCACGGAGAUGUAAGUGGGCAAUCUUGACAGGUGUCAAGACCUUGUAAUUGUCACCUUGCUCAUGAGAAGAUAUGGGUUUGGUUGGGGGUUGGGGGGAG